AUGGGGACCAUCGAAGUUCACCAGAAAACUAGUGCUAUCAGCGGCUGGAGGGAGGACGGGGGCUACGGGAGCUGCUACUGCGACGGAGGAUGCCGGCGUACCCGGGACUGCUGCCACGACCACAGCCAAGCGUGCCCUGCUCAUCCGUGCAUCGUGGGGGAGUGGAGUCAUUGGAGUGGCUGUGCUGAACAAUGUAAACCCAGUCUGCGAAUACGUAGGCGCUAUGUGCAACAGGAACCUACAAAUGCUGGGGAACCUUGUCCUGCUCUGGAGGAGAAGGCUGGCUGCUUGGAAUACCUGACUUACCAGGGACAGGACUGUGGACAUGAACAUGUUCCCGCUUUCAUAACUACCUCUGAAUAUGGUAAAGAAAGAAAACUGAGAGCAGCAGCAUCCCCCUGGCCCUCUGACAAAGAAACCGGGUACUGUGUAGAAUUCAAAACAGAAUCACUUUCCCAUUACUGCGCUUUGGAGACUCGGCCGUAUGCUCGAUGGAUGCAGUACCUUCGAGAAGGACAUACUGUUUGUGUAGCUUGCCAGCCACCAGCUAUGAACACUGACACACACCGUUGUUCUGGAGAUGGUCAUAAUGCAGAUGGAGGUAAAAUCUUACACUGGGAAGCAGUUGGCAACUCUCGGUGCCAAGGAACCUGGAAGAAGAUUCGGCAACUGGAGCAGUGCUCAUGUCCCCUUGUGCACAGUUUUAUUUUUACGUAAGAGUUUAAAAGACCUUUAAAUAGCAUCAGGAAAAAAAAAUUGAGAAAAUUAGCACAAGUGCCAAGAAACCUACAUCUUUGUCUGUAUUUUGUGGAGACUGAAUGAACUUUAAAGGAGUUAAGCCUCUGGAACAAGCAUUUUUGGGUACUCUUUUUGCCUUAAUAGAAAACACUUAAGACUGACUAUUGUAUUAGAAUGCUGUAAGCAAAUUUCCGUAUUUCUCUUUUGUGAUUAAAGAGCAAAUGUUUCUAACUGUAGUAGCUUCUUUUCCUAAGGUUCUUGUUCUUUACAGGCUAUACUCUUGUGUACAGGCAUUGAUCCUUUUCAGUAGUGAGCCAGCCAAACAUUCUCAAGUCUGGAAAUAGUUACUGUCAUCAUUAAGUUGUAAUGGAUGAAUAAAAAUGGAAGUUUGAGAGCUAAAACCAGACUUCAGUUUAGAUCCUUUGUUCCUUCCCAGUAUCAAUAUCAUCUAGACAGUGGUUUACAGUAUGAAUGCUGUAUUUCUUUGUCUACGUUGCAGUUUCCCUGCUUAGCCACCCUCAUAAAAAUGUGAGACUAGUCAGUGUUGUUAAUGAAGUAGCCUUGCUAAGAAUUUCACAUCUCUAGCAUACAGUGUGAAUUUUAUGGCAGACAAACCUAAACAAGACAUCCAUAAAUAAACUAAGUCUUGAAGAGACUCAUUUUCUUAAUGAAUAGUAAUUUAUUGUAAACUGCCUUGAGUAGGAUUGUAUUACAGCAGUUAGCAAGCUUCAACAACAGCAACAAUCUUACAUACAGGAAUGAACAAUCAUAACUAGAGCUUUGGCUG
Messenger RNA from Meleagris gallopavo (turkey), 1525 nucleotides. RefSeq names its product somatomedin B and thrombospondin type 1 domain containing (gene SBSPON). The record is from RefSeq and is a predicted model, not a curated record. NCBI's taxonomy places the organism in Eukaryota, Metazoa, Chordata, Aves, Galliformes, Phasianidae.